Equus quagga is the source of this 7345-nucleotide messenger RNA. RefSeq names its product contactin 2 (gene CNTN2). The coding region runs from base 112 to 3234 and encodes 1040 amino acids. The record is from RefSeq and is a predicted model, not a curated record. Gene Ontology annotation, molecular function: cell-cell adhesion mediator activity. Lineage: Eukaryota; Metazoa; Chordata; Mammalia; Perissodactyla; Equidae. The transcript is spliced from 22 exons. Gene Ontology annotation, biological process: brain development; cell-cell adhesion.
GUCCUCCCGUCCCUCUGCCUCCCCAGGUCCUCCUCAGCCUCCAGCCAGUGUCCUCCAGUGCUGGGCUGGGGCUCCUCUCCUCCGCUCCCCACCUCUGCCCGGACGGCCACCAUGGGGACACCCACCCAGAGGAAGUCUCACCUGCUGCUGCUGGUUGCCGUGGCCGUUGUCUCCUCGCCAGCUCGGAGCUCAGCCUGGGGAGCCCCAGCCACCUUUGGGCCUGUCUUUGAAGACCAGCCACUCGGUCUGCUAUUCCCAGAGGAGUCCACAGAGGAGAAGGUGACGCUGGCAUGCCGCGCCCGGGCCAGCCCUCCUGCCACCUAUAGGUGGAAGAUGAAUGGCACCGAGAUGAAGCUGGAGCCAGGCUCCCGCCACCAGCUCGUAGGAGGCAACCUGGUGAUCAUGAACCCCUCCAAGGCACAGGAUGCCGGCGUCUACCAGUGCUUGGCCUCCAACCCAGUGGGCACCAUCGUCAGCAGGGAGGCUGUCCUUCGCUUCGGCUUUCUGCAGGAAUUCUCCAAGGAGGAACGAGACCCAGUGAAAACCCACGAAGGCUGGGGGGUGAUGUUGCCCUGUAACCCGCCAGCCCACUACCCAGGCUUGUCCUACCGCUGGCUCCUCAACGAGUUCCCCAACUUCAUCCCGACGGACGGGCGUCACUUCGUGUCCCAGACCACGGGGGACCUAUACAUCGCCCGCACCAACGCCUCAGACCUGGGCAACUACUCCUGCCUGGCCACCAGCCACAUGGACUUCUCCACCAAGAGCGUCUUCAGCAAGUUUGCUCAGCUCAACCUAGCAGCAGAAGAUACCAGGCUGUUUGCACCCAGCAUCAAGGCCAGGUUCCCAGCAGAGACCUACGCGCUGGUGGGCCAGCAGGUCACCCUGGAGUGCUUCGCCUUCGGGAACCCUGUCCCCCGGAUCAAGUGGCGCAAAGUGGACGGCUCCUUGUCUCCGCAGUGGGCCACAGCGGAGCCCACCCUGCAGAUCCCCAGUGUCAGCUUCGAGGACGAGGGCACCUAUGAGUGUGAGGCGGAGAACUCCAAGGGACGCGACACGGUCCAGGGCCGCAUCAUUGUGCAGGCUCAGCCUGAGUGGCUCAAGGUGAUCUCGGACACGGAGGCCGACAUUGGCUCCAACCUUCGGUGGAGCUGCGCGGCUGCCGGCAAGCCCCGGCCCACAGUGCGCUGGCUGCGGAACGGGGAGCCUCUGGUCUCCCAGAGCCGGGUAGAGGUGCUAGCCGGGGACCUGCGCUUCUCCAAGCUGAGCCUGGAGGACUCGGGCAUGUACCAGUGUGUGGCGGAGAACAAGCACGGCACCGUCUACGCCAGCGCCGAGCUGGCCGUGCAAGCACUGGCCCCUGACUUCAGGCUGAAUCCCAUAAGGCGUCUGAUCCCCGCGGCCCGCGGGGGAGAGGUCGUCAUCCUCUGCCAGCCCCGGGCCGCUCCCAAGGCCGUGGUGCUCUGGAGCAAAGGCACCGAGAUUCUGGUCAACAGCAGCAGAGUGACCGUAACUCCGGAUGGCACCUUGAUCCUAAGAAACAUCAGCCGGUCAGAUGAAGGCAAAUACACCUGCUUUGCUGAGAAUUUCAUGGGCAAAGCUAACAGCACGGGCGUCCUGUCUGUGCGAGAUGCGACCAAGAUCACUCUAGCCCCUUCGAGUGCUGAUGUCAACCUGGGAGACAACCUGACCUUGCAGUGCCACGCCUCCCAUGACCCCACCAUGGACCUCACCUUCGUCUGGACCCUGGAUGACUUCCCCAUCGACUUCGAUAAGCCCGGGAGUCACUACCGGAGGGCGAGUGUGAAGGAGACAGUUGGGGACCUAACCAUCCUGAACGCCCAGCUGCGUCACGGUGGGAAGUACACGUGCAUGGCCCAGACGGUGGUGGACAGUGUGUCCAAGGAGGCCACAGUCCUGGUCCGAGGUCCGCCGGGCCCCCCGGGAGGUGUGGUGGUGAGGAACGUCGGUGACACCACUGUCCAGCUCAGCUGGAGCCGCGGCUUUGACAACCACAGCCCCAUUGCCAAGUACACCCUGCAAGCUCGCACCCCACCUGCGGGGAAGUGGAAGCAGGUUCGCACCAAUCCCGCCAACGUCGAGGGCAACGCUGAGACCGCCCAGGUACUAGGCCUCACGCCCUGGACGGACUACGAGUUCCGGGUCUUAGCCAGCAACAUCCUGGGCACUGGGGAGCCCAGUGGGCCCUCCAGCAAAAUCCGGACCCAGGAAGCAGCCCCCUCAGUGGCACCCUCAGGACUCAGCGGAGGUGGUGGAGCCCCGGGAGAGCUCGUUGUCAACUGGACGCCCGUGCCCCGGGAGUACCAGAACGGAGACGGCUUCGGCUACCUGCUGUCCUUCCGCAGGCAGGGCAGCGCCGGCUGGCAGACCGCCCGGGUGCCCGGCGCCGACGCCCAGUACUUCGUCUACAGCAACGACAGCGUCCGGCCCUACACGCCCUUCGAGGUCAAGAUCCGCAGCUACAACCGCCGCGGGGCCGGGCCCGAGAGCCUCACGGCCCUGGUGCACUCGGCUGAGGAAGAGCCUAGGGUGACCCCUACCAAGGUCUGGGCCAAGGGGGUCUCAUCCUCAGAGAUGAACGUGACCUGGGACCCCGUGCAGCAGGAUGUGAAUGGUAUUCUCCUGGGGUACGAGAUCCGCUACUGGAAAGCUGGGGACAAGGAAGCAGCCGCUGACCGAGUGAGGACAGCAGGGCUAGAUACCAGUGCCCGAGUCACUGGCCUGCACCCCAACACCAAGUACCAUGUGACGGUGCGGGCCUACAACCGGGCGGGCACCGGGCCUGCCAGCCCUCCCGCCAAUGCCACGACCAUGAAGCCCCCUCCACGGCGACCUCCUGGCAACAUCUCCUGGACUUUCUCGAGCUCCAGUCUUAGCAUUAAGUGGGACCCUGUGGUCCCCCUCCGAAAUGAGUCUGCAGUCACUGGCUAUAAGAUGCUGUACCAGAAUGACUUACACCCAACUCCCACACUGCAUCUCACCAGCAAGAACUGGAUAGAAAUUCCAGUUCCUGAAGACAUUGGCCACGCCCUGGUGCAGAUUCGGACCACAGGGCCUGGAGGGGAUGGGAUCCCGGCGGAAGUCCACAUCGUGAGGAAUGGAGGCACAAGCAUGAUGGUGGAGAACUCAGCAGGCCGCCCAGCCCCACGUGCUGGCACCAUCCUUUCCCACUCUGUGGCGAUGCUCAUCCUCAGAGGCUACCUGGAGCUCUGAUCUCGGCGCCCCUCCCUCUCCGCCACAGCUGGACACCCCCCCUCCGACGGACACAGCCAGCUGGCCCCGGUCCCUUCCUGAUGCCAACGUGGCCCACACUGUGCCUGAGAAUGGCUGGUUUUAAAUACCCACUCUAAACAGUGCCCUUUUCAUAGGAGGUAGGAUAUUUCACAUUCAGCCACAGGAUAGAGCCUGGGAGAUAUUUUUCUUUAAACCAGGAGGCACCAGGCAGUAACUUCUAUGAUGAUACUGAACCCUGUGGGCCCUCUAGGGUGCCCAGAUGGAAGGAGCAGGCCUCUGGGAAGAAGGGGGUUUUCAACAUCAAUCUGCACAUUCGUGGAUGGUGUUCUGGGACCACGUGUGGACUCUGUGCCUGAGAGCAGAGUCCUGGGCCUGGCAGGAACACUGGACAUGAAUGGGCUGAAGGGGACGCCAUAAACAUCAGCAUCCUCAGUCUAAGGAGAGGGCCAAACCCCGGGACCAAGGACUCUCCUACUUCCUCCUCUUGAGGGGCAGCACAGCUGGACCCUAACACUUCCUCGAUGACUCCCUGGAGGCCCCGCACCUGCCCAGCUGGCUGAGAACCAGCGCCCUCAUGUCUACAGCCAGGAGCCUGAGCCUCUUCAGCUUUGGGGGUGAUACUCCAAACUGCUGGAGGUAGGCGCUAAAAAGCGUGGAUGCCUGGUGGAAAGGGGCACCAGACUUGGCCUGAGGCACAGUCACAAUCCAGGUGAUGUUGCCCUCUUAGCCAACACUGCCAACCCGACCCUGUCACCCCACAGUGACAGAAGCCACUACAGGUGGCUGGGUGACUAAAGGGCUUGUCUUGGGGAGGUCCUCCGCCCCACCAAGACCCAUCCUGCACAGUCCCUCCAGGGUUUGGGCAGGAAACAGGAGAUGGGGGUGGCACACCCACCCUCCUCCUCCAGCUCAGCCUGAAGGCCCAGGACUCCACUCUCCCGGCACUGACUCACUCAAGCCUCAGAGAGCAACGUGGCACUAAGUCUGUGUCUUGGAGUCAGGAGUCUUCUGAGAAGAGCAGAGGACCAAUGUGGCCCUGCCUGCUCCCAGGAAUACUCUGCACCACCUGGUGAGACCGCUCCCUAGGCUGCCUCGGACUGCUCUCAUGCAGUUCCCAGAAGAAACCGGGGUUAAUAAAUGGGACAUCCUCCUUUGCACUCUGGGUAUGUUACCAGUGACAGACAGAACCUCAGAGCCGGAAGAGGCUUGAGAGCUCAACUUGGCCAAACCUCUCACUUUCCAGAGGAAGCCAAGGUCCAAAGGCUCAGGGACUUCCCAAGGUCACACAGCUGUCAGUGACGGGGCUGGGAUGAGGAGGGAGUCUCCUACCUUCCUGUCCCAGGCUCUUGGUUUAUCCAGAGGAAGGGGCAGUGCUGGAUGGCUGCGGCCUGGAUAAGGUGGUGGUGAAGAAGGGCAGCGGGCUGUGAAAACUCUGCUUCAAGAGGUUCAGGUGGGGAUCAUGGGGUGAUGGGCAUGGCUGGGUCCCAGCCCAAGGCUUGCCUGGGCAGACUCCAGGAGACACCCAGUCCUUCUUUGCCUUCUGAGCCCAGCUUCUGCUGUAGCCUCAAUAUGCAGGGCUGGCCUGAAGCCCCCUGUUCCCCUUACCCUACCCUUGCUCCAAGAAGAGGCCAAAACAAGGACAGGGAUUGCCCAAAUCCAGACAGCAGUGGCGACAUAAGCAGGAAACCCCAAAGCCUGUGCUCUGACAGGUGGCCCUUCAGCAACAGAGCAGCAGCACAGGCGUCCUGUAGGGGACAGGCCCCGUGAGCUGGUGUCUGUAGUUUACACUUAGAGCUCUAUUUUGUUAUGGUUUUUUAAAUUAAGUCCUGCUCUAUUUUCCUGGGCAGGUUUAUGUUGAUGUUUACCCACUACAGUUUUUUUAAAAUGUGAGCUCAAACCCCCUCUCCCCACCACCGCUGCACCCACCCCCUGCCCCCGCCCGGGACUGCUUUCCUGGAGCCGUCUGAUCAAACCCUCCUCACCUGCUCCUGUCCAACCUCCCACGCAAGGUGCUGGGGGUUCAGCUCAGCCAUUCUCCCAUUACAGGGACCCCAACAUUUGGCCUAGCAUCCAUCCUGGUCUGCGGGGGCUGUGUUUUGGCAUGCCCAGUUCUAUCAGAAAGGGAAUGCUGAAAGUAAGAAACUUCCUUGCAAAGUUUCCUGAGCCUUUCCUCGCUGCCCGGGCUGCAGCAGGGGAGCAGGGGCCAGGUGUCUAGAUGCUGGGCCGAGGAUGAGCUGGGCUGGCACAGGACCCCUGACCAGCGUGGCAGGAGGCUGCAGUCCCCAAGCUUGCUUGAGGCAAAAGAUACUCAUGACUAAGUGUCUUAGUUCUAAUGAAGCCCAUUAGCAAAGGGGAGGAAGGCAGACCUGCUGGGAAGCCCAGGAAGGGUUUUUAACUAGAAAAACUCAGCCCCAGGAAAACCUAGCCAGUGUGCAGAUAGAACUUGUCUGGGAGACGUAGAACUACCGUAAAAUGGACGUUCCUGCAGCCUGAGACUUCGGGGAGGAUACUGACUAGGUUUAAUAAGACCAUAGGUGACUUCAGGACACGCAAGCUUCUAAAAUGGAACAGCCCCUUGUUGAGGUGGCCUGGACAGGAGCUUGCAGGGAGGCAGAAGAUUAGAUGGCUUCUCAGAGUCCCUUCCUGCCCAAGGGGCCUCUGAUGGGCUGGGGGAGUUGAGAGCAGGGCUGGCCCCUACUGUGGUCAUGACUUGAUUCUGGAUCUCUCCUCUCUCACACACUAAGCCCCAGAGGCAAGGGGGACAGCCACCACCAAGUACUUUACCCCACAGCUUAGUAGCCAGUAAGUGCCUUGAGGACUAAGGACAGACAGCCUAAAACACCACUUCAGGGCCCGGGGAGACACCUGGGCUCAGCCUACAGGCCCGCUGGCCCUGGCCUUGGCCACUUGGUCCUCAUUGCUCUAACAGUCUCCAUGUAUACCUUGCCCUCAGCAGGAGGGCAGCUCUCUCUAGACAGAGUCUUGGGGCCCAGCAAGGUCAGGUUAGCUGCGUUCAUCCAGGGCAUCAAAUGAUCCAGAUGGUGCCAGGGAAUAGGAGGGCCAUGGGGUGGGGGCUCUUUUUCUUUUGAAAAAAUAAAGACUGAGGUCAGACAUCAAAAAAACUUCUGCAGUGAGACGCCGGAACGAGUGAGAGGCUUGUUCCUUUUUUAGGGACCUUUGAGGAAGUUGGACAGCUGUUGCCCUGGGGUCUAGGUUAGGUGAAGACUGGAGGGGUGGGGAGACACUGUGAGAGUCCUUCCGGGACAGCGAUGCUUAGAAUCAAAGGGGUUCAGCAAAGGAGGUGUCACGGAGCGCCUAUCUGCUGUGGCCCACGGCGCAUGGGCAUGAUGCCGUCGCCACGGGCAUUCUGUCCCCUGGGCACACUGCCUCUUGGCAGUCCCAGGAGCCAUCUUGUCUGUACUCUGGACAAGAGCCAAGCUCGCUAAGGAUGGCUGACUCCCUCCAUCUUCCCUGCCUAGAGGACUCUUCCAUUCCAGGUCUCAGAAUGUGACUGCCCACUGGCGCCUCUCUCUUGGAGGGAGAACAGUAUCCCCAAACCUGGGUUUGAGCCCAGGUGUGCUGCCCUGUCUCCCUGGGUCAGACCUCACCUGGGCUUCGAACUAGGGAUGAACGAGGUUGCCAGAGAGGCUCCUGGAGUGGUGUGAGGGAUUAGACGGGCAUUUUGAAGGGACUUCAAAGAGCUCCAUGGAAAGAAAUGCCUGGUAGCUGUAUAUAUGGUCAUAGGCUUUGGGAAGGCAGAACAAUAAAGGGAAAUUGGAGAGGGAAAAAAAUGUGUGAGAUAGCCUUGCCCAGAGCCCCAGGAAGCCUAGUGCCCUUAGAUGGGGUGUACCCCGCCUUGGCUCCCAGACUCCAACUUAUCCACCAGUCCAGGGCCUGCACAGCUUAAAUAGGAAAGCUCACAGCUCGGCAAAGGCUAGGGCUUCGUCAGGCCACUGACUUGACUGUUUUGUUAAAACGGAACCACUCGCACUGGCCUCUUGCUCGUUUCUUAUACUUCUGGUAAUGGUCGUUAUUUAUUGACUCUGGUAGCAGGCAGUUCUUAAAUAAAGACGGUUUCUCAACCUGCAGA